This is a messenger RNA of Drosophila sechellia, 605 nucleotides long. RefSeq names its product Jonah 65Aiv (gene Jon65Aiv). Lineage: Eukaryota; Metazoa; Arthropoda; Insecta; Diptera; Drosophilidae. Gene Ontology annotation, molecular function: serine-type endopeptidase activity. The annotation marks the transcript as partial. Gene Ontology annotation, biological process: proteolysis. The transcript has a single exon. The record is from RefSeq and is a predicted model, not a curated record.
UCCGUGACCGUCUACUUGGGCGCGACCGUGCGCACCUCCGCCGAGAUCACCCACACCGUGCCCAGAUCCGACAUCAUCAUCCACUCCGGUUGGAACAGCGCUAACCUGCGCAACGACAUCUCCCUGAUCAAGAUCCCCGCCACCUCCUCCAGCAGCAGGAUCUCCGCCGUCAAGCUGCCGAGCAUCGCCAACUCCUACUCGACCUUCGUCGGUGACGUCGCUGUCGCCUCCGGAUGGGGACGCACCAGUGACGCCUUCAGUAGAGUGGCUACCAAUCUUCAGUAUGUCGACCUGACUGUGAUCGCCAACUCAAAGUGCUCCCAAACCUACGGCACCUCGGUCGUUACCGCCUCAACCCUCUGCGUCGGGACCGGUAGCUCCAAGUCCACCUGCAACGGUGACUCCGGCGGUCUUCUGGUCCUCAAGUCGUCCAACGAGCAGAUCGGUCUGACCUCAUUCGGUGCCGCUGCCGGUUGCGAGAAGGGCUACCCCGUUGCCUUCACUCGUGUGACCAGCUACUUGGACUGGAUCAAUACUAAGACUGGUAUCUAGGAAGGAGUCAGGAACUACAAUUUCGCUUAAAAAUAAAAAUCAUUUCUAAAAAA